ACAUAUAAUUGACACUCCCCUACUCCUUCAAACAUUACCUCCAUAGCCACCGGAGACUUCUUCCUAUUCUACAACUUUUACCAUGGUUAGUUAAACCGAAUUAACCAUCCUUUACGUUAAACCGCCGCAGCCAAGCCAAGCUGAGCCGAGCCAUCACAGUUUCAAUCAAACUCCAAACCAAACCCAUUCCAAUCACUUAUCUUAAGCCGCGCCACAAACCAAGCUUCUAAUUGAAAGAAAAAAAAAACAUCACGCGUCUAUCUCUCUCUUAUAUCUCUCCCUCUCUCUCCGAGAAAUUUCAGUGUCUGAAAAACAUGACCGGAAACCGAAAUCUCCGGCGACAGAUUUUCCUCUUCUAAACGACCCCGUUUCAAUCCGAUCUGAAAACCAAAAUUCUCAUUAUCAUCAUCAUGGAAGGUGAGAAAGUAAACGCUAUAAUUGACCUAGUCAACGAGAUUUCCAACAUCUCUGACUUCAGGCCUAUGGUGAAGAAACAGUAUUGCAAUUUAGCACGAAGGUUGAAGCUUUUGAUUCCUUUGUUCGAGGAGAUUCGGGAUAUGCAUGAUUCAAUCCCUGAUUACACUUCAAAAGCUGUGAUUUUGUUUAAAGAAGCUCUUGAAUCAGCUAGGGAACUUCUCAGAUUCGGAAGUGAAGGAAGCAAGAUUUACAUGGUCCUCGAGAGAGACCAGAUUAUGAAAAAAUUCUAUGACGUGACAGCUCGGUUGGAACAAUCACUGGAUGAAAUUUCCUAUGAUAAACUUGACAUAUCAGAUGAAGUAAAAGAGCAGGUUGAACUAGUUCUUGCUCAGUUUCGAAGAGCAAAAGGGAGAGUUGAUGAUCCAGAUAUCAAGUUGUAUGAAGAUGUGUCAUCCCUUUACAACAAUAGCAGUGACGUAACUACAGAUCCAGCUGUUCUAAGUCAAUUAGCAGACAAGUUGCAAUUGAUGGGAAUAGCCGAUCUUACACAAGAAUCACUCGCUUUGCAUGAGAUGGUGGCAGUAAGUAGUGGGGAUCCAGGGGCACGCAUUGAGAAAAUGUCAAUGUUAUUGAAGAAGAUAAAGGAUCAUGUGCAAAUAGAAAACCUAGUCAAGGAUGAUACUAAAAUAGCAAAGGGAGUUUCUUCCGGAUUUCAAGGACUAGGGAAAAAUGAUAUGAAUCAUCAGGCCUCUGUUAUCCCAAGUGAUUUUAAAUGUCCGAUUUCCUUGGAAUUGAUGAUUGAUCCUGUCAUUGUUUCAACAGGACAGACUUAUGAGCGUUCCUGUAUUGAGAAGUGGUUGCAAGACGGGCACAUGACAUGCCCAAAAACGCAGCAGUCUCUCACCAGUACUGUUCUCACACCCAACUAUGUCUUACGAAGCCUGAUAGAACAAUGGUGUGAAGCCAAUGGCAUAGAGCCACCAAAACGACCCAGCACUUCUGAGCCAAGUAAAUCAGCAUCAGCUUGCUCCCCAGCGGAGCGAAGUAAGAUUGAAAAUCUAAUUCAAAAGCUCAUAUCUGGCAGUCCUGAAGACCAGAGAUCAGCGGCUGGCGAGAUUCGCCUUCUUGCAAAACGCAAUGCAGAUAAUCGUGUAGCUAUUGCUGAAGCUGGUGCAAUACCUCUCCUCGUUGGUCUCCUCUCCGUGCCCGACUCCCGAACUCAAGAGAAUGCUGUGACAGCGCUUCUGAAUCUCUCCAUAUAUGAGAGUAACAAAGGAAGCAUUGUCUCUUCAGGAGCAGUUCCAGGCAUAGUUCAUGUGCUGAAGAGGGGAAGCAUGGAAGCUCGGGAAAACGCGGCUGCAACACUUUUCAGCCUUUCAGUUAUAGAUGAAAAUAAGGUCACAAUUGGUUCUUCAGGAGCCAUAACACCACUGGUGACACUGCUGAGUGAGGGUACCCAAAGGGGUAAGAAAGAUGCUGCAACAGCACUCUUCAAUCUGUGCAUUUACCAAGGAAACAAGGGAAAGGCGGUGAGGGCUGGUGUUAUUCCCACGCUGAUGAGACUUCUGACAGAACCUAGCGGAGGAAUGGUGGAUGAAGCAUUGGCCAUUUUGGCAAUUUUGUCUAGUCAUCCUGAAGGGAAGUCUGCCAUUGGUGCUGCAGAGGCAGUGCCGGUGUUGGUAGAGUUUAUUGGGAGUGGAUCCCCAAGGAACAAAGAGAACGCAGCUGCGGUAUUAGUUCACCUUUGUUCUGGCGAUCGACAAUACAUAGCGCAGGCAGAGGAGCUGGGGGUGAUGGCUCCGUUGUUAGAAUUGGCUCAAAACGGUACUGACAGAGGCAAAAGAAAGGCAACACAAUUGAUAGAGCGUAUGAGCAGGAUCCGUGAGCAAGAACAGCACGAAGUUCAGAUACAAGCUGAACUUCUACCUCAGAAUGACGAUAUCCAACCACCACCUUUGAUCAUUAACCUCGAUAUUGACACCUGAAAUGUUUUGUUUAUAUGUUAAAUGUUUAUUUUGCUUAUUAUAAAAUGUUUUGUAAAAGAGGCAUCGGUUCGGUGGAAAAGGUGGAAGAUCACCUUCCUGCUCCGUUAAGUUAUUCGUUUGUUUGUUCGUUCGUGUGAUAUACAGAGAGACAAAAGGCCAUUGAAAGGGGGGAGACGAGAACGGAGAAGAUGAGAUUGGCGUGCCUGACAAGAAAAUGUAUAAUUGUAAAAUGAAAUGUACCUGUUCUAAUCAUCCUCAAUAUAUUUUAAUGGAGAGAGAUGUUUCGUGUAUUUGCAUCAUAAAUUUGUUUGUGUAUUUUCACCUAUUGAAAACAUUGAUUUAUAACUUGAUUGUGUGAA
Vicia villosa (hairy vetch) is the source of this 2761-nucleotide messenger RNA. RefSeq names its product U-box domain-containing protein 13. Gene Ontology annotation, cellular component: cytoplasm; nucleus. Gene Ontology annotation, molecular function: ubiquitin-protein transferase activity; protein binding. The record is from RefSeq and is a predicted model, not a curated record. The coding region runs from base 411 to 2402 and encodes 663 amino acids. The transcript has 4 exons. Gene Ontology annotation, biological process: protein ubiquitination; cell surface receptor signaling pathway. NCBI's taxonomy places the organism in Eukaryota, Viridiplantae, Streptophyta, Magnoliopsida, Fabales, Fabaceae.